AUGAGUGAACUUGGGGUUUCUGGUUCACCAAAUGAAAGCCCAAAUGUUGAAAAAAAUAAUGACGGCCCUAUAGAAGACGGACGCGAUGUAAACGCGGAUGAAAUAAAUGAAGAAGGUGAAGGUGAUCGUUUAGAUAAUAAUGAACAUCACGACUCUUCAGAAGAAUCUGAAACGGAUGAGGAAGCUGAACGAGCGAUCCGUGAAGGAUUCAUAGUCGAAGAUGAAGACGAUGAGGCACCUCAAGAAGCCUUGAAGAAGAAAAAGCGCAAAAAACGCGCCGAGGAAGAAAAAGCACCUCAAGGUAUGCUGGAUGAGGAUGAUCUAGAAUUGGUCAUGGAGAAUACUGGUCAGGAUAAUCGGACAAAACUAAAAAGGCUGAAGCGAGGACGUGACCAGGAGGAAGAUCUUGAAAAAAUUUUUUCAGAAGAUGAAGAUCAAGAAGAAAAAGAACCCACUGAGCGAGAAGAGGGAAUCGAUGAACCCGACCGUGCAUAUGGAAGACGCAAUGGGGUUAUGGACGAAUUUGCGGAUUUCAUUGAACAGGACGAAUUUGAGGAUGAAGAGCCUCAAGAAGAAAAGUAUGAUGUGACUCCUCAAAUUGAAUCGGUUCGACCAGAGGCAUUGGGCAUAUCCGAAGAUGACUACAUUCAAAUAUACGAGAUUUUCGGUGAUGGAGCCGACUAUGCUUUUGCCUUGGAAGAUGAAGACGUUGAAGAUGAACUUCAAGAGCCUGUUAGUUUGAAAACUAUAUUCGAGCCCAGUGAACUUCAAGAAAAAAUGCUUACGGAAGAAGAUGAAAUUAUUCGUAUAACCGACGAACCUGAACGCAUGCAGUUAUAUAUGAGAAGAAAUGCCGAUUGCGCUGACCAAGAAUUACUUGACGAAAGUCUCUGGAUCACCAAUCGAUUGUUGGAAAAGAGGCAUGAUAUGAAGAGCGACUUGUUAGACCAUUUCCGAUCCGCUGUACGGCAUACAGUUCAUUUCUUCGUUCGAGAAAGUCUUGAAGUUCCCUUCAUAUGGCAACACCGUCGAGAUUACAUAAUUCAUUAUGAUCGCCAGCGUGAUUCUAUAACCCCGCUACUUAACCAAGAUGAUCUCUGGUGUAUUUUCAACUUAUGCACCAGAUACUGGUCUCUCCAUAGCAAGAAGAAGGAUCUCAUGAAAUUAUAUUCUGAUCUAGGUAUCAGUGAUGAGAUGGUUGUUACAUUAUGCCAAGAAGCAUCUUCCUUGGAAACAGUAGAUGACUUGAAUGAUUAUCUUCACUUUACUUAUUCCGAACAAAUUCGGGAUCGUGCUUUGUUGGUUGGCACUGGCCUACGCCGACCUCAAGUAUCAAAGUAUUCCUUUUAUGAAAAGACUAAAAAAUCCCCACUUUAUCAUCUCGUAAAAGAGUUCGGUAUUAGCGCUAGAGACUUUUCAUUCAAUGUUGUCCAAGGUGCUCGUCUUCGUUUUGUUGAAGAUGUUUCAGUAUCACCUCAAGAACUUGCCACUUCGUAUGUCUCUACCGAUCUCACCGAUCAUGAGUCGGUUUUGCAAAGAGCUCGCAAGGUGUUCGCUGAAGAGGUUGCUCAUGAUCCCUAUUUUAGAAAAGCAUUUAGAGAUAAAUUAUUUCAAACCGGCGUUGUAUCUACAUUAGCAACACAAAAGGGUGUUCGUAAGAUUGACAACGAGCAUCCUUAUUACGAUUUUAAAUACUUAAAGGGCAAGCCAUUGGCAUCCUUUGAACAGUCUCCUAUCCUGUUUUUAAAAAUGCUAAAAGCUGAAGAAGAAGGGCUUAUACAAUUAUCGGUUGACUUUAGCGAUAAAAACACUGUCUUUAAUGACUUUUUUGAACUUAUAUUAUCCGAUAGUUAUUCAGAAAAUGCCACUAAAUGGAAUUCUCAACGAGAAAUGGUCUUAAAAGAUGUCUUCAAGCAGUUAUCAACUUUAGCGCCAGGCGCAAUUCGUGAAACCCUCCGUUCCAAAUAUUUGGAUGAACUAGGAAUGCUUUGCCGUACAAGGUUGUAUUCCAGAUUGGAUCAAGCACCUUAUGAACCUACAACGAAAAAUUUUGACCGCGGGACCAUUCCUUCGGUCUUAGCGGUUUCUAAUGGCAAAGGUGAACCCUCUGAUGCAAUCAUUUGUCUUUUCGUUAAUGAUAUGGGUGAGCCAGUCGAUUCAAUCAAAUUACCCGAUUUUAGAGACCCUGCAAAUCAAGCCAUGUUUACUGACUUUGUUGAUAAAGUCAACCCCGAUGUCAUUGGUGUCUCCGGAAUGAGUGUUGCUGCACAUAAAGUACGUCAGAAUGUGCAAGUGUCUUUGAGCUCUCGUGAUCCUGUCGAUAUUGUUAUGGUAAACGAUGAAAUUGCUCGUCUUUACCAAAACUCUUCUCGCGCAACCGACGAGUUUCCAAGUUUUUCCACUAUAACAUUGUACUGCAUUGCGCUGGCUCGCUACGUGCAGAAUCCAUUGUUUGAAUAUGCGGCUUUAGGUCAUGACCUUCUGUCUUUGUCAUUUGAUCCCUGGCAGCAUCUCUUACCUUCAGAGACUUUGUGGAGAUAUCUUGAAACUGCAUUGGUAGACGUAUCCUCGCUCGUUGGAAUAGAUAUAAAUGAGGCUGUCAAUAAUAAGUACGAGGCCAACAUCCUUCCUUACAUUGCAGGCUUAGGUCCUCGUAAAGCAGACUACAUACUUAAAAAGAUUGCAACAGUAGGUGGCCGAAUUGACAACAGAAGUGACUUAAUUUCUAAACAAAUCGUUACAAGAAAGAUUUUUAUAAACUGCUCCUCAUUCUUCAUUAUACCAAAUGAUGAAUACCCAAACAUGGAUAUCCUAGACACAACCCGUAUCCAUAAUGAAGAUUAUGAACUCGCUCGUAAAAUGGCUAGCGAUGCUUUAGAAUUAGAUGAAGAGGAUAUUGAAGAAUUAGAAGCUAGCAAAGGUGUUGUGUAUCACUUGCUAGAGGACAAUGAAGUGGCGAAGGUUGAUGAACUUGUACUUGAAGAAUAUGCUGAUCAAUUAGAACGUGAGUUCCAUCAACGUAAAAGAAGUACAUUAGAAAAAGUUCGUCGAGAGUUAAAAGAUCCUUAUGGGGAACAAAGGAAUAUGUUCCAUAAACUUACUCCUUCAGAAAUAUUCCUCAUGUUAACUGGUGAAAAUCCAAGAAACUUGCGUCCUGAUACGCUGGUUCCUGUAAACGUAAAGCGUGUUACUAAUCGAUUUGUUGCUGUUAAGCUCGACUGUGAUGUUGAUGGCGACAUUAAAGCUGAUGAAGUUAGUGAUGACUUUAUUCCACCUCCUCAGCUCCUUCAAGCAGGUCAGACAGUUGAAGCUAUUAUCAUUUCUUUAAAUGAGCAGAAUUUUACAGCGGAACUUUCCUUGAGAAACAGCAUCAUGCAGACUGUGCAGGUUAAACAAAAGGAUCGUUCCCAUUUGACAGCUUAUUGGGAUGCUGAAGCUGAAGACCGCGAUAAUGAGAAAAUGCAUGCCGAAACACAAGCUGAACAGCGAGUGGCUCGUGUCAUUAAACAUCCAUUGUUUAAAGAUUUAAAUGCUUCUCAGGCAGAAGCGUAUUUAUCCAAGUUACAGGUUGGUGACUUAGUUAUUCGACCGUCAUCGAAAGGUUCUGAUCAUAUUGUAGUAACUUGGAAAGUUGGUGAAUCCGCCUUUCAGCAUAUUGAUGUUUUGGAACUGGAUAAAGAAAAUGAGUUUAGCAUUGGUCAACGAUUGAUUGUUAAAGGUCGUUUUGAAAAUAUGACAUACCAGUACAGCGAUUUGGAUGAAUUGAUUGUCAUGCAUAUCAAAGCAAUUGCUAAGAAGAUUGAUGAAAUGUGCAUGCAUGAAAAAUAUAGACCGGGAGGUCGUACUGAAACUGAACAUUGGCUAGAUAGCUACUCUGAGGCUAAUCCCAAGCGUUCUUGUUAUACUUUUUGCUCUGAUCAGGAUCACCCGGGAUAUUUUGUCCUUUGUUUUAAAGCUGGCGUAGCUUCUCCAGUGUUGGCAUGGCCCGUGAAAGUGAUUCCAAACGCUUACUUUUUGCAAGGCAAUGUUUAUGCUGACAUGACCGCCCUUUGCAAUGGGUUUAAACUUUUGUAUGCUGCGCGUGCAAAAGGUUCUAGACGCUAA
Messenger RNA from Schizosaccharomyces osmophilus, 4104 nucleotides. RefSeq names its product histone H3-H4 chaperone Spt6 (gene spt6). Gene Ontology annotation, molecular function: nucleosome binding; DNA binding; histone binding. The transcript has a single exon. Lineage: Eukaryota; Fungi; Ascomycota; Schizosaccharomycetes; Schizosaccharomycetales; Schizosaccharomycetaceae. Gene Ontology annotation, cellular component: transcription elongation factor complex. Bases 1 to 4104 code for a protein of 1367 amino acids. The record is from RefSeq and is a predicted model, not a curated record. Gene Ontology annotation, biological process: transcription elongation by RNA polymerase II; nucleosome organization; transcription elongation-coupled chromatin remodeling.